AUGCGUAUGGAUAGUGUGAUUGCUAUAAAUAAUUACAGUGAAAAAAAUGUGAAUAAAAAUGGAUUUUUCGGUAAAUUAGGGUCGCGUAUAUGGAAUUUGCCCCUUUGGAGGUUUAUCGCGAUAUUAAUUUCGUUAAUUUUGACUGUUUUUGUGGUGAUUUUAUGCAAGACUUACAUAAAGUUUAUUUUAUUAUGGCUGGAAAACCAAGAUCCUUUAGUUAUAGCUGUCGUAAUAGUUGUAUUGUUUAACAUUGUAGCACUACCUAUAAGUAUCGGUUACAUUAUUCUUGUGAUAUCAUGUGGAUAUUUAUUCGGGAUAUUCAAAGGCCUACUGCUGACUGUAUUUGGUGCCAAUUUUGGGCUCUUUGUAGCCCACAACAUACUAAAAGUCGUAGGAAAUUACAAAAGCAUAUAUCGAUAUACAAACAAUGAAACAGCCCAGGCUAUUAUGAGAGUUAUAAACGGACCGCUAUGUUUUAAAAUCGUAUUUUGUUCAAGACUCACCCCUAUACCCUUUGGACUUCAAAAUACUAUAUUUGCUCUAAGCAACGUUUCUGGAAGAGUCUACCAUUUGGCAUCACUGCUGGGGUUGUUCCCAGCUCAAUUAAUAUCAGUUUAUGUAGGAACAACACUUAGAUCAAUGCAUGAUGUUUUAGAAAACAACCAAAUUUCUACAACAACUUAUUUUAUUGUGAUUAUACAGUUGUUGUUUGGUAUUUCUUUAAUCAUCUGGAUUGGUUCAAAGGCAAGAAAUGAACUACUAAAGGCGCUGUCAGAGGCUGAGGAGUCUUCCUCCAUGAACGGAAACAACUUUUCUUCCAUUGUUUAA
Molecule: messenger RNA, 828 nt
Organism: Brassicogethes aeneus
Lineage: Eukaryota; Metazoa; Arthropoda; Insecta; Coleoptera; Nitidulidae
Source: the annotation of a GenBank genome assembly